GCUAUGGGCCCCUGGAGUGUCCUGUGUACCCCACGGAGCUGGCCUUCGCCCUGGACACCUCUGAGGGCGUCACGCGGGACACCUUCGGCCGCAUGCGCGACGUGGUGCUGGGCGUGGUGCAGGACCUCACCGUGGCUGAGAGCAACUGCCCCCGGGGCGCCCGCGUGGCCGUGGUCACCUACAACGACCAGGUGACCACAGAGAUCCGCUUCGCCGACUCCCGGAGGAAGGCGGCCCUGCUGGACCGGAUCCGGAACAUCCCGGAGUCCCUGACGGCCCGGCAGCAGAGCCUAGAGAGUGCUGUGGCCUUCGUGGCCAGGAACACCUUCAAGCGCGUGCGGAGUGGCUUCCUGGUGCGCAAGGUGGCCGUGAUCUUCAGCACCAAGCCCGCGCGGGCGUCCCCACAGCUGCGCGAGGCCGUGCUCAGGCUCUGGGACGCGGGCAUCACACCGCUAUUCCUCACCACCCAGGAGGACCGGCAGCUGGCCAGCGCCCUGCAGAUCAACAACACGGCCGUGGGUCACACGCUGGUGCUGCCCGCCCGGAGGGACCUCACCGACUUCCUCAAGAAAGUCCUGAGCUGCCAUGUCUGCCUGGAUGUCUGCAACGUGGACCCGGCGUGCGGCUUCGGCAGCUGGCGGCCGACCUUCCGGGAGCGGCGGGCUGCGGGCAGCGCACUGGACCUGGACGUGGCCUUCCUGCUGGAUGGCGGAGACACCACCAGCCCCACGCAGUUCCACGCCAUGAAGCGCUUUGUGGCCCACGUGGUGGGGCAGCUGACGCUGAGCCCUGAGCCCGCCACGUCCCAGCACCUGACCCGGGUGGCUGUCCUGCAGCCGGGGCCCUCCGGCCGGAUGCCCACCCGCGUGGACGUGGGCCUGACCGACUUCAGCUCCCGCGAGCGGCUGCUGGCCUUCCUGGACGGCCGGCUGGGGCAGCUGCGGGGUGGCCGGGCGCUCGGCCCCGCCGUGGACUUCGCGCUGGACCAAGUGUUUGAGGCCGCGCCCAGCCCCCGUGCCCACCGCCUGCUGGUGAUCCUGCUGACGGGGCCUCUGGCCGGGGCCGAGCUGGACGCGGCGCGAGAGGCCACGCUGAGGGCCCGCUGCCGGGGCUUCCUGGUGGUGGUGCUGGCCGUCGGCCGUGCCCUGGACGUGCGGGAGGCGGCCGCGCUGGCCAGUGAGCCCCAGGACGUCUUCUUCAAGCUGGUGGACAAGCCCGCCGAGUUCGGCCGGGAGCGGAUGCUGCGCUUUGGCCGGCUGCUACCUUCCUACGCGAGCGGUGACAGCGCCCUCUACUUGUCCCCAGAACUCAGGAAGCAGUGUGACUGGUUCCAGAGUGACCAGCCGGCCAGGAGCUCCAUCAAGUAUGGCCACCGACAAGUGAAUCUUGCUGCUAACGUCAGCUCGAGUGACGUGUCCAAGCCGGUGACCACCACCAGGCCGGUGACCAGCACAGAGAGGACCACCACCACCACACUAGCAGUGACUGUCAACCUGCCUGUCGCCAAGCCCGCCAGUUCCAGACUGGCAGCCACCAAGUCUGAGGCCACAAAACCUGAGGCCACCAAGAUGGCCACUCCCAGGCACCCCGUGGCUGUGAGACCUGUGGCAGCACCCAAGACAGCAGCGGCCAAGCCUGUGGCUGCAAGAGUUCCGGCUCCUGCUGCCAAGCCCGUGGCCAGCAAGCCAGCAGCACCCCGGCCACAGGGUGUGGACACCAAGCCAGCAGCACCCCGGCUGCAGGGUGUGGACACCAAGCCAGAAGCCCCCCGGCCGCAGGGUGUGGUCAGCAAACCAGAAGCCCCCCGGCCGCAGGGUGUGGACACCAAGUCAGCAGCCCCCCGGCCGCAGGGUGUGGUCAGCAAGCCAGAAGCCCCCCGGCCGCAGGGUGUGGUCAGCAAGCCAGAAGCCCCCCGAACGCAGGGUGUGGUCAGCAAACCAGAAGCCCCCAGGCCGCAGGGUGUGGUCAGCAAGCCAGAAGCCCCCCGGCCGCAGGGUGUGGACACCAAGCCAGAAGCCCCCCGGCCGCAGGGUGUGGACACCAAGCCAGAAGCCCCCCGGCCGCAGGGUGUGGACACCAAGCCAGAAGCCCCCUGGACACAGGGGGUCGGACCCAUGGCCACCAGGCCGGGCAUCACAAAGACCCUGGUGAGGACCCCCCAGGAGGUCCGGGUCUCCCAGGUCACUGAGAACAGCGCCAAGCUGCAGUGGGACCGGCCGGAACCCCCCAGCGCCUAUGUGUGUGAGCUGAGCGUCACGUCCGCGCAGGACCAGCAGCAGGUCCUGCGGCAGAACUUCACGGCCACGGAGCGCACGGUGGGCGGCCUGCGGGCUGGGCACACCUACCAGGUGGCCGUGCUCUGCUCUGUGCGGGGCCAGGCCCACAGUUUCUACCAGGGCGUCUUCUCCACAAGACGUGCCCAGCCUGUCCCCCAACCUGCGCGGUCGGCCAGCUCCACCGUCCACCUGCUUUUGAGCCCGGAUCCCGUCACCAAGACAGAGUCCUGCCUGCUGCCCAUGGAGGUGGGCACCUGCCGGGGCUACGUGGUGCGGUGGUUCUACGACCCCCAGGCCAGGGCCUGCAUGCGCUUCUGGUUCAGCGGCUGCGGAGGCAAUGCCAACCGUUUCUCCACGCAGGAGGAAUGUGAGAAGCUCUGCACCCCCGCAGAAGCCAUCGCCGCCCUAGAAGCAGACCUGGGCAUGAGGCGACCCGAGCAGGAGCCCUCCGUCCUGAAGGAGGAGCAGGCACUCAGCCAGUCGCCUCUGUAGCCGCCGGUGCCGCCAGGCUCUGCCCAGGACCCGACGAUUUGGUGCUAAGCGUUCCUGGGGACCCCUCCUCGGACCGUGCCCCUCCCCACCGAGGGCCCUGUGUGAACCCCCCACUGGAUCCCCCAAGUCACCCGGGGCUCCCCGGCCUCCAAGACUCCCCCCCACCCAAGGGUACGACCCUCGAGCCUGUGUCCAGCGGGCUCAGUCAGCUCGGGCCCCGCCGCCCCGCCCGGGGGAGAAGGCCGUGUCUGCCUGGCCCCUGGCCCUGGGGGUCAUGAGAGCCCCCAGCCCCGGUGCUGACCCCCGAAACUUUCCCUAAAGCGAGAGCAGAGACCCUUGCCCCACCCUGGGGUCUCUGCUGGCAACUCUGAUGCUGUGGCGAUCUUUGGUUUUCGGUUUUCGGUUUUUCUUCGUUUCUUUCUUUCUUUUUUUUUUUUUUAAAUGCCAAAGAGGGUUUGAUUUUAAUUGUUCAAUGUUUUGGAGGGUUAUAAUAAAAAAUUUUUUAAUAAAGUUCAUGGAAAAUGUG
This is a messenger RNA of Erinaceus europaeus (western European hedgehog), 3294 nucleotides long. RefSeq names its product collagen alpha-3(VI) chain-like. Gene Ontology annotation, molecular function: serine-type endopeptidase inhibitor activity; protein binding. The coding region runs from base 93 to 2768 and encodes 891 amino acids. The transcript is spliced from 10 exons. The record is from RefSeq and is a predicted model, not a curated record. Lineage: Eukaryota; Metazoa; Chordata; Mammalia; Eulipotyphla; Erinaceidae.